UGAAUAUUUAAUUUUAAUCACAAUCUUCGCCAACUGUGUUGCGUUGGCUAUCGUCACGCCGUAUCCAGAGGCCGACUCCAAUGAAGUGAACGCUGCAUUGGAAAAAGUGGAAUAUGUUUUUAUAGUUAUAUUCACAAUGGAAUGCAUACUAAAGAUAAUUGCUUACGGAUUUUGUAUGCAUUCUGGUGCAUAUCUACGGAAUGGAUGGAAUAUACUUGAUUUUAUCAUUGUUGUUAUUGGUAUUGUUAGUCAAGUCCUUUCCAUGAUAAAUAACAAAGGGUUUGAUGUAAAAGCCCUGCGGGCUUUCAGGGUGUUGAGGCCUUUACGACUGGUGUCCAGAGCACCUAGUUUACAAGUAGUGUUGAACUCUAUUCUUAGAGCUAUGGUGCCUUUGUUACACAUCGCCCUGCUCGUCAUCUUCGUCAUCAUCAUAUACGCCAUCAUAGGAUUAGAACUCUUCUCAGGAAAAAUGCACAGCACUUGUUAUUUUGAAAAACCAAAAACGUUAGCGAUGCCUGAUCCGAUACCGUGUGGUCGAGGGUUUGCGUGCGAGGCCGCUGUGCCUGGCUCGGUGUGUAUGGACGGGUGGGAGGGACCCAACAUGGGCAUAACCAACUUCGACAACUUCGGACUCUCCAUGCUCACAGUAUUUCAGUGCGUCACCAUGGAGGGCUGGACGGAUGUUUUAUAUUAUGUGAAUGAUGCAGUUGGAAGUGAAUGGCCGUGGAUAUAUUUUAUUAGUUUAAUCAUCAUAGGAUCAUUCUUUGUUCUUAAUCUUGUUCUUGGUGUUUUAAGUGGAGAAUUUUCUAAGGAAAGAGAGAAAGCCAAAGCUAGAGGUGAUUUUCAGAAGCUGCGAGAGAAGCAGCAACUAGAGGAAGAUUUAAGGGGAUAUCUCGACUGGAUCACACAAGCAGAGGAUAUUGACCCUGAGAAUGAGGAUGAAGGGGAGGAUGGUGCUACUCCACGUCACAGUAAGCUGACAAGUGAGGACGACUCCUUAGAGAAGAUAGUUGAUCUAGAAAGUGGAGAAAUUCAGCAAUCAUGGUGGCAACAAAAACGGUUUAGGUUUCAAAAAAUUAACAGAAGGUGUAGAAGAUUUUGCAGAAAAAUAGUGAAAUCUCAAGCUUUUUAUUGGAUAGUGAUAGUUUUAGUGUUUUUUAAUACCUGUGUUUUAACGUCAGAACAUUACCUACAACCGCCGUGGCUGGAUGAUUUUCAAGCCAUUGCCAAUUUAUUUUUUGUGAUCCUGUUUACGAUGGAGAUGCUCCUGAAGAUGUACAGCCUUGGUUUCCAGGGUUACUUUGUGUCUCUGUUCAACCGCUUUGACAGUUUUGUGGUGGUGUGCAGUAUUCUCGAGGUGAUCAUGAUCUACACGGACGUGAUGCCACCGCUUGGAGUCAGUGUGUUGAGGUGCGCCAGACUGCUGCGGGUCUUCAAGGCUACCAGGUACUGGUCGUCCCUGCGUAACCUGGUGGCGUCUUUGCUGAACAGUAUGCGAUCCAUUGCCAGCUUGUUGCUGCUGCUCUUCCUCUUCAUUGUCAUCUUCGCCUUACUCGGGAUGCAACUGUUUGGUGGCAAGUUCAACUUCGAAGAGGAAACUCCACGGAGUAAUUUUGAUACAUUUUGGCAGUCACUGCUUACUGUGUUUCAGAUCCUGACUGGUGAGGACUGGAAUGUGGUCAUGUACAACGGCAUCCACGCAUAUGGUGGGGUCAGCGAUCUCGGCGUUAUAGUGUGUCUCUAUUUUGUGAUACUCUUUAUCUGUGGUAACUAUAUUCUGCUGAAUGUCUUCUUGGCCAUCGCCGUGGACAACCUGGCUGAUGCCCAGAGUCUGACAGAGAUCGAGCAGGAGAAAGAGGAAGAGAAGGAACGAACCCGGUCAAUCCGGCGCUCCAAGAGCAAAACACCAGAGAAGGAAAAUGAAGUAGAUGAGGGCGUGGAUGUGAACGGCAAUGAUAACACAGAGAACAAUGAUGACAAGACGUCACGACAGCUGUCCGUCGGUCAGCUCAGUCGACAGGCCAGCUCACGCAGCAGAAGGCGUGAGAGCAACGUUGGGGAGCAUCAUGUGCGGAUUGACUUGCCGUCAAGCCAGGAUGAUUCAGGGGAGCACCGCCAAGACCACAAAAUACCAAUACAAGAAGAGGACUAUGACGACCGUGACGAGGGUACCGAGGAUGAUGAAGAAGAUGAAGACGAGGAUGAGGAGGGCUCUGAGGAGGACUCGCAGGCGGCGUCCAACGCCCGGCCGCGCCGCAUGUCUGAGAUCCACAUCAACUCCAAGAUCAAACCCAUCCCGCCAGCCAGCUCCCUCUUCAUGUUCGCACCCACCAACAAAUUCCGUGUUCUGUGUCACAGAAUCUGCAACCACUCGUACUUUGGCAAUAUUGUCCUCACCUGCAUUCUCAUCAGUAGUGCCAUGUUAGCAGCUGAAGACCCUCUGCAGUCAAAAUCUCCUCGCAAUAUUAUCCUGAAUUAUUUUGACUACUUCUUCACCAGUGUGUUCACCAUUGAAAUCAUCAUCAAAAUCAUAACGUAUGGCCUGGUAUUACACAAGGGCUCGUUCUGUCGCAGCGUCUUCAACCUGCUGGAUUUGGUGGUGGUGGCUGUGUCACUCAUAUCUUUUCCCUUGAAGAACCAAGCUAUCUCGGUGGUGAAGAUUCUCAGGGUGUUGAGGGUCUUGCGUCCUCUCCGUGCCAUCAACAGAGCCAAAGGUCUCAAGCACGUGGUGCAGUGUGUGAUCGUGGCCAUCCAGACCAUCUACAACAUCAUGCUGGUCACCUUCCUGCUGCAGUUCAUGUUCGCCGUCAUGGGUGUCCAGCUCUUCAAGGGAAAGUUCUUCUACUGCACAGAUGCCUCUAAGUUGACCGAGGAUGUAUGCCAGGGUUUCUACGUUGACUAUGAUGAUGGUAACUUCCAGCAUCCAACCCUGAAGAAAAGAGAGUGGUUAGAAAAUGAGUUCAACUUCGAUGAUGUGAGCCAGGCUAUGCUGACACUCUUCACAGUGUCUACCUUUGAGGGGUGGCCAGAUUUACUGUACACGUCCAUUGAUUCACAUGAAGAAUCAAAAGGACCUAUUCCAAACUACCGGCCAGCUGUUGCCAUUUUCUACUUCGUCUUCAUCAUCGUCAUCGCUUUCUUCAUGGUCAACAUCUUCGUUGGUUUCGUCAUUGUUACCUUCCAGAAUGAAGGAGAACAGGAAUACAAGAAUUGUGAACUUGAUAAAAACCAGAGAAAAUGUAUCGAGUUUGCUUUGAAAGCGAAACCAAUUCGCCGUUACAUACCAAAGGCAAGAUGGCAGUACAAGAUCUGGUGGUUUGUGACGUCACAGGCGUUUGAAUACGGCAUCUUUGCCCUGAUCAUGAUCAACACGGUGGCUCUAGCUAUGAAGUACCACAACCAGUCCGAGCAGUAUGGGGAUGCCCUGGAUUACCUCAACAUGAUAUUUACUGGUGUCUUCACUGUUGAGUUCCUGCUCAAACUCACAGCAUUUAGGUUUAAGAAUUAUUUUGGAGAUGCCUGGAAUGUGUUUGAUUUCAUCAUUGUUCUUGGUAGUUUUAUCGACAUCAUUUAUACUGAAGUUAACCCGGGCAAGACGAUUAUUAGUAUCAACUUCUUCCGACUUUUCCGCGUCAUGAGACUGGUGAAGCUUCUGAGUCGAGGAGAAGGAAUCCGAACUCUACUGUGGACGUUCAUAAAAUCAUUUCAGGCUCUUCCAUAUGUGGCAUUACUGAUUGUGAUGCUCUUCUUUAUCUAUGCAGUAAUAGGAAUGCAGGUAUUUGGUAAAAUACGACUGCAAAGUGACACACAAAUACACCGCAACAACAACUUCCAGACAUUUCCAAAUGCUGUGCUUGUAUUAUUCCGGUCAGCCACGGGUGAGGCCUGGCAACUGAUCAUGUUGUCGUGCAUCAACAAACCCGAUGUGCUGUGCGACCUGAAGGCAGAGGUCACGGAGGCGGUGAACGGCACGCACCCCUCCCAGCACGUGUGUGGCAGUAACUUCGCCUUCAUCUACUUCAUCUCAUUCUACAUACUCUGCUCAUUUCUGAUCAUCAACUUGUUUGUAGCUGUUAUUAUGGACAACUUUGACUACUUGACUCGAGAUUGGUCUAUUCUGGGUCCACACCAUCUAGAUGAGUUUGUCCGACUUUGGUCAGAGUAUGACCCUGAAGCCAAGGGCAGAAUAAAGCACCUGGAUGUGGUGACUCUGUUGAGGAAAAUCUCACCACCGCUGGGUUUUGGGAAGCUCUGUCCUCACAGAGUUGCGUGUAAGAGAUUGGUCAGUAUGAAUAUGCCGUUGAACAGUGAUGGUACGGUGAUGUUUAAUGCCACGCUGUUUGCGCUGGUGAGGACAUCACUGAAGAUCAAGACUGAGGGGAACAUUGACCAGGCAAACGAGGAGCUGCGGGCGGUCAUCAAGAAGAUCUGGAAGAGGACCAGUCCGAAACUGCUUGACCAAGUCGUCCCGCCAGCUGGCAGAGACGAUGACGUCACAGUUGGAAAAUUCUAUGCAACUUUUCUUAUCCAAGAUUAUUUCCGCCGUUUUAAGAAACGUAAAGAGCAGAUGCAAAAAAUGCAAAAAGGUCAAGAACAUACCAAUGCUCUGCAGGCUGGCCUGCGGGCGGUGCAUGAUCUGGGACCUGAGAUUCGACGAGCCAUUUCUGGAAACUUGGAUGACGAUGACAUUGCUGAAAAGGAAAAGGAUGAACCUAUGCACAGGAGAAACCACUCACUGUUUGGAAGUAUUGUCAGUGCUGUAACUGGCUACACACGACCGUUCUUGAAUCACACCCAGUCGCUGCAUGGGAACUCCACCCAGACUCAGAAGGUCGCCCCCGUCAACAACUGGAAUGCCAUUCAGACAAAACUGUUGAAGGAGCAUUCUCUGAACGGGAAGAUUGGCACGGCAGCAUCAUGUAACCACCUCAACAUCGACAGCCAUGUGGUGAUGAACCACACCCCUUCACCCCGUCCAUCUCUGAACAUACCACUAGACACAGACACUCGCAGGUCAAAUAAUGCCAGUGACAAGUCACUAGACCAAGGCGAGGAAGAGGAGGAGGAGGAGUCUGGAAGUUCGGAGGAGGGUGAGGAGGAGGAGGAGGAAGAAGGGGAAGAGGAAGUACCUGUGGAGGUAGGAGAAGAGGUUGUGGAGGAGGUUGAGGAAGAGGAGGAGGAGGAAGAUGAUGAAGAGGAAGAAGAGGAUGAGGAUGAUGACACGACACAGGACAGCAAGUCGUCUCCCUCUGUCCCACCUCCUCUGGUCAUCGGGGAUCACACCGUCUCCAACAACAGACACAUCAGCCCCUCGUCCAAGAGACAUGGCAUCUACAUUUACAGAGAUCUUCCACAAGAGGACAGUGAUUUUGAACGGGAGCAGACUCCACCAACCCCACCUCCGCGAAAACUGAGUCGACGUGGCCAUGCAUUCCGAUUGGCCUGUAUCGGCAAACAGGACAGCGAUGAAAAUCCUUUAAUGAGAAAAAGGGCGGAGCCCUUGCGUGUCACUCAGAAUCAGGUCACUCCAAAGGCAAUGACUAUAGCGCGGAUGCCCCCAGAAGAUCUUCCACCAUCUAUUCAGUACCCGAACGCCACCGGAGCGCCUCCAUCACCUGCCCGCACGCAGCAUCUCCUUGCAGCCGAGCGUGAGAAGCCGCGGUUGCACCAUCAGAGUGGAGACUCGGCAGCCCUGGAUGAUACAGCUGGUCCUCUGUAUCGCAGUCUGGAGCGGGGGCCGCUGAUCAUACCCCGCCACGUCAUGUCACAGUACCACAAUGUCCCACGCUACGAACACCGCCGCAGCAGCGCAGAGAGCUUGGUCACAAAGAUUCUGGAGCAGGAAGGUCUCGGCAAGUACGUUGAUGCCAAGUGCUUACAACAAGAGAUCGCCGAAGCCACAGAUAUGACGCCAGAGGAGAUGGAUUUCGCCGCCCACCAGCUGUUGAGGCGGAGUCACGUGCCCCAGUCGGCCCCGAGCGGGCCCUACCUUGAGCACCUGGGCGGGUUCAGCCCCCAUGAGUUCAAGGAUUACAACCAGUAUUCCGUGCAGGACGAGCCACUGAGACAGCGACGCCCGGUGAUACGGACCCAGCUGGAGAGUCGACGUCAUCACCAUGAUGAUGACGAUGAGUACGAUUAUGACGAUGAUGAGGAGGAGGAUGUUGAUGGGAAAAGGGUACAUGUUACAGCGUUGUAGUGGUUGCUGCUUGUGUGCGAUGCCAGACUCUGCAUGUUGUUACUCAUCCCGUUGUAAAGUGGUGGUUUGAAAACGUAAUGUGUUUCUAAACAAAGAUGGAAGUUGAAAAGUGGUUAAAGGAAAUGUAAGGCCUUUCUUUUAAAGCACAACUGAAGUUAAAAGUGGCUGCUGAAAAUCUUUCUCUUUUUUUUUAAAUAUGGCUGAAGUUAAAAAGUGGUUCCAUGAAACAUAAUGUUUUUUAAUGACAAUUGACGUUAAAAGUGAUUGCCUGGAACGUAAAGAUUUUAAACACAGGGUAAGUUAAAGGUGGAUAUUGGUAAUGUUUUUAAAACAUGGCUGUAGUUGAAAAUGGUUCCAUGAAAUGUAAUGUUUUUUAAACACAACUAAAGGUAGAAGUAGUUGCUUGAAACCUAAUGUUUUUAAAACAUGUCUGAAUUUAAGUGUUUUUAAACAACAUCGUAUGUUAGAAGUGGUUCUGUGAAACCUUUUUUUUUUUAAAAAAACUGACGUGAAAAGUGGUUUGUUGAAACAUACCAUUUUAAAAACACAACUGAAGUUUUAACAAGCCGAUUGUGUCCAAACGUUUGUUUACCCAAACCAUAAUGACGAGUCAGACUGCAUGCUUCCGCUUGAUACUAACAGCUUACGUUUUGUGUGUGCGUGUGCGCAUGUGUGAGUGUAUUGCGUUCUACUCAGCGGCACACAGGUGUGCGUACUGUGUCACGAAGUUGUGCCAGGUCGAUGCGCCUCCCACCAACAUACGCCAGUCCUCCACGCUGGCACAACUCCGAAUCUCAAGAAAAACCAGCGGGCUGGUUUUAGAUUUCUUACCAAAUGUUUGUUACCAGUGGCGUCAUUCACUUCAUUACCUUCAUUAUUGGUAUGAACCUUCUUUCUUUAACAAAAGUGAAAAUUAUUGUUUUUAAAAGAACAAAAAACAAACCAGUGUUGUUAUUUUAUGUAUGUGUGUGUGUGUGUGUAUAUUGUUUACUGUUUAUAUUUCUUAACAUUUUAAAUAUUCUAUCAUGAAGAGACAUAUAUAUAUACAGACUUGAAAAAAAGUAAUGUGAUACUGGAUUCAAAAUAUGUGAUUUUAUUUUAGUUUUUUUUUAAACCCUGAUCUGUUUGCCUUCAUAAUAACAGCAUGUAUGGUCCCUGUGAUGGACCUGUCUGUUGGUGGCAGAAAUAGAUUUGUAAAAACAAAAACAAAAAAACAAAUUCUGUUUGCCUUCAAAAUAACACCAUGUAUAUUGACUGAGAUGACAAUAAAAUGGGCAUGAAGUGAGUGUGUCAAACAAAUCUGUUUGUAGCGGAAGUAGAAGAUUUGUAGAAAAAAAAACAAUUUCUGUUUGCCUUCUUAACAACAGCAUGUACAUAGACUGAGAUGACACUCAAAACGGCAUGGGAUGUGAUAAAACGUGUGUGUUGGUGGCAGAAGUAGAAGAUGUGUAAGAGAAAAAAACACAAUUUCCUACUAAAACCGGAGCUCAAGAGCUGUGCCUGGAGUCCACCAUGUUGUGUGAUUGUCUUCUUUUACUGUGAUAUCAACCUGCACACUAACCGACAUGAGAUCUGGCUUGGAGAGAAAUGAAAGCAAUUUGUGUGACUUCUGUACUUAAAUGUUUACUCUUCUCUUUUUCUCUGUGCAGUGGCAGGUAUGAAGAUGGAAAAAUCAGGCUUUGAUUGGUGUUGUUUUUUGUUCUUCACCUACCAAGGUGAUAGCAUUGUGGUCCUGACUAAAAGAGGGUUUCCCAGAGUUUUACAGAAUCACAGAGAUGACCAGCGUCCAUCCCACUUGGCCUCCUGUUGACCACUUUGCCCUUUGGCCAGUUUGGUUGGAUUCUCCCUCUUGGAAUGCAGCGAGCCCCAAACGUUUCCUUUGUGACUGUUCCUUUGAGCUGGGUAGGUCACAAGACAUGGUUGUGCUUUCAGGAACUAUUUGUACAGCAGGAAUGCAAUACACACAUGACAGACAGCACAUGAAUAAAAGUUGUGAAAAGUGGCAACAUUUCAGAGAUGAUGUGUUGUGGGUUUGGUUAGGAUUUGCUUUUUUUCCUUUUGUUUACUUUUUUAAAAAAGCAGGGCUUUCAAGAGUUCAUUGGAAAUGAUAUUUGCGAUAGUGUAUAUAUUUUGGGCUGAUGAAAUAUUCUAUUUUGCCACAUGUCCUACAAUGGAACAUUUGUACAUUGUUUAAUUAUUGCUGAAAAGUGGUGGAAACGAUGAUGAUGAUGGUGUUUUACAGUAUUUUACCUUCACUUGCUCCCAGACUGAGCUGAGUGUUUUUCUGUACGUGGUAUGACAUAACUUUUCUUGUGUUCUUUGUGGGGUUGCCAGGGUUCUUAUUUGCACAUGACCAAAGAGUUGAUGAUUU
Molecule: messenger RNA, 8570 nt
Organism: Gigantopelta aegis
Lineage: Eukaryota; Metazoa; Mollusca; Gastropoda; Neomphalida; Peltospiridae
Product: muscle calcium channel subunit alpha-1-like
Exons: 43
Coding region: 137-6199 (2020 amino acids)
Biological process (GO): calcium ion import across plasma membrane
Cellular component (GO): voltage-gated calcium channel complex; membrane
Molecular function (GO): high voltage-gated calcium channel activity
Source: RefSeq, a predicted model, not a curated record